ACUGACAGGAAAUGUUCUAUUGACAACAUCCUGAGUGACAGAGGUAAUAGCAAGAGAGGAGACAAUUCUGAUGUGACUGAUGUGACCAGGUCUCGCUGAGGAUACAAAAAUAUCUGCAGGAUACCACACCCCUACCCUAUUUUUCCCCCGGAUGGUAGGAAUGAGGAUCACAGUGUUAUAAAUAUUAAGGCUGCAUAAUAUUAAUCAACAUACAAGCAAAACAUGAUCAACUCUCCAGAGAGUGUUACAGAGAAACCAAUUUUAUGGGAUGGAGGACACCUCUCCGAUAUUUAUACACCCACAGAUCAUACACAGUAUACAUCUACUCAUAUUAAGGAGGAGUCAGUCUCAUGUGAUGGUGGAGACCUCACACACACUGACAUGUAUACACCUAGAUAUUAUACACUGUAUACACCUACUCAUAAUAAGGAGUCAGGCUCAUGUGAUGGAGGAGACCUCACACACACUGACAUGUAUACACCUACAGAUCAUACACAGUAUACAUCUACUCAUAUUGAGGAGGAGUCAGGCUCAUGUGAUGGAGGAGACCUCACACACACUGACAUGUAUACACCUACAGAUCAUACACUGUAUACACCUACUCAUAAUAAGAAGGAAUCAGGCUCAUGUGAUGGAGGAGACCCACCACACACUGACAUGUAUACACCUACAGAUCAUACACAGUAUACAUCUACUCAUAAUAAGGAGGAGUCAGGCUCAUGUGAUGGAGGAGACCUCACACACACUGACAUGUAUACACCCACAUAUCAUACACUGUAUACACCUACUCAUAAUAAGGAGGAGUCAGGCUCAUGUGAUGGAGGAGACCCACCACACACUGACAUGUAUACACCUACAGAUCAUACACAGUAUACAUCUACUCAUAAUAAGGAGGAGUCAGGCUCAUGUGAUGGAGGAGACCUCACACACACUGACAUGUAUACACCCACAUAUCAUACACUGUAUACACCUACUCAUAAUAAGGAGGAGUCAGGCUCAUGUGAUGGAGGAGACCCACCACACACUGACAUGUAUACCCCCACAUAUCAUACACUGUAUACACCUACUCAUAUUAAGAAGGAAUCAGGCUCAUGUGAUGGAGGAGACCCCCCACACACUGACAUGUAUACACCUACAGAUCAUACACAGUAUACAUCUACUCAUAUUGAGGAGGAGUCAGGCUCGUGUGAUGGAGGAGACCUCACACACACUGACAUGUAUACCCCCACAUAUCAUACACUGCAUACAUCAACUCCUAUUACAGGGGAACCAGUCUCAUGUGAAGGAGGUAAUCUACAUUCUACAUGUGACCCUAGUUUGGAAGGCGGCGAAGUGGACUGUAAUACACAGCCCAGUAACCUUUCUGAGAAUCAUACAGGACAUGAUAUAAAUGUAUGUGGUGCAUCAGCUCCACAGAAUGUCCAGUAUAGCGAGCAGACCUAUAAGUGCUGUGAGUGUGGAAUGAUUUUUACAGUCCAUUCUGAACUACUUAAGCAUGAGGCCACUCAUGCACAGAAUACAUCGGCUCUAUGUUCUGAACUUGGGAAAUGCGUCAGUGGAAAAAAGCCAUUUUCCUGCUCUGUCUGCGGGAAAUGUUUUACCCAGAAGGCCAAUCUCACCAGGCAUCAGCUAAUCCACACCGGAGAGAAGCCAUUUUGCUGCUCAGUCUGCAAGAAAAGCUUUAACCGAAAGUCAAAUCUCCUAACCCAUCAGAGGAGCCACACAGGAAGUAAGUCCUUUACUUGUUCCCAAUGUGGUAAAUCUUUCAGUUUCAAAUCUGAUCUUGUGGUACAUCAGAGAAUACACACCGGGGAGAAGCUCUACUCCUGCUCGGAAUGUGGGAAAUGCUUUGCCCAGCACUCAGCCCUUGCGAUACAUCACCGGAGUCACACCGGAGAGAAGCCGUAUUUCUGUUCUGAGUGUGGCAAAUGCUUCAUCACUGACUCACACCUCAAGAUGCAUCAGAGAAUUCACACGGGAGAAAAGCUAUAUGCCUGCUCUCUGUGCGGGAAACAGUUUACCAGCAAUGGGAGCCUCACUAGACACCAGAAGAUUCACACCGGAGAAAAGGGGUAUCCUUGCCCCGAAUGUGGGAAGUGUUUUACCCACCAAUCAAAUCUCAAGAUUCAUCAGAUCAUUCACACUGGGGAAAAGUUUUCCUGCUCGGUCUGUUGGAAGGAGUUUGCGGACAAGUCAGGGCUUAUUAGGCACAAGAAAAUUCACACAGGGGAGAGACCGUACUCCUGCUCUGAAUGUGGGAAAUAUUUCAACACCAGCUCAAACCUUAAGGCCCAUCACAGGGUUCAUACUGGAGAAAAGUCAUGUUCCUGCUCCGAGUGCGGGAAAAGUUUCACUGACAUUUCAGGGCUUAUUAAACACCGGAAGGUCCACACAGGAGUGAAACCGUAUUCGUGCUCCGACUGUGGGAAGUGUUUCACCACCAAAUCCCAUCUUAUGACGCAUCAGAGAAUUCACACCAGAGGGAAGUAACUGUAUGACUGUUACCACUCUGUUCCCCGGGAGCUGCCUUGAGUUCAUCCCUGUCUGAUUGCUACUCCCCUUUUAGACUGUAGGCUCUCACGGUUAGGGCCCUCUUCCCUCAUGUGUUUUUCCUUAACUCCCCAUCAUCUCCUCACACUGCCUACAACAGCACCAAACCUUUGGGUUCGGUCCCCCUGCUGCUUAUUUUGAUAUUAUGACUGCUACUACGGAAAUGUUUAUAAACCUUAUACCGUAGUUCAUGUUCUGCGAGUCACUUUUCUAUUGUCUGUACUGUUUCUGUUAACUUUGUAAGGUGCUGUGGACCUCUUGUGAUGGCAUAUUAAUAAAGGAUAACUAAUGAUAGGAGGAAUUGAUCAAGUAAGAAAGUGUUAAAUAGAUAGCCAAGGUUUUGCAGAUGAAUAGAAUAUGUUCUUGCUUUGAUUGGGGGAAUCAUUGAUUUUGUAAAUCAUAUCUCUAGAUAUAUACAGUAUAUACCUCCCAACAUAUAUAUAUAUAUAUAUAGAGAGAGAGAGAGGGAGAUAGGAUAUGCGUGUGUCUGUGUAUGAAAUAUUUUUUUUAGUAGGGUAUGCCAUGAUGAACAUAGAAGUCGUCACUCAGGAGAUAAACAGCCUGUUGCUUUGAAUGCGGGGGUCACUUUCCAAUUGGGCAUUUCUUGUUAACAUUCAGCAAAUUCAUAUUGGUAAGAAUGGGGGUUGUAUUUUAUGUAGAACAAUACCGCAAAUCAUAAAUAAAAAAUAAAAACUCAAA
Messenger RNA from Pseudophryne corroboree (corroboree frog), 3249 nucleotides. Its product is annotated as zinc finger protein 300-like. The record is from RefSeq and is a predicted model, not a curated record. The transcript has 2 exons. The coding region runs from base 223 to 2490 and encodes 755 amino acids. NCBI's taxonomy places the organism in Eukaryota, Metazoa, Chordata, Amphibia, Anura, Myobatrachidae.